Molecule: messenger RNA, 1287 nt
Organism: Leptidea sinapis
Lineage: Eukaryota; Metazoa; Arthropoda; Insecta; Lepidoptera; Pieridae
Gene: Cpr66D
Exons: 5
Coding region: 60-743 (227 amino acids)
Cellular component (GO): extracellular matrix
Source: RefSeq, a predicted model, not a curated record
GUGUGUUCGUGAGUGCAGUGCCUUAUUGAAGAUAUUAAUUAUUUAAUAAUAUAGUUGUGAUGUUGCGUCACUGUGUAAUCCUUGCGGUGUUGGGAGUAGCUUUAGGAGCGCCCAGACCUCAAUACCAAGUGCAGCAAAGGCAGGAAGAAGGCAUACCACCUCAUCUAUUAAGGCAGUACAUCGGUGGUGGAGCUGCACAGCAUCAGCAACCCCGACCGGUGCCUCAAGCAGCACCAGCCCCUGCGCCAGUUCGACUUCCAUACAACGUGCAGAAUGAAGAAUACCAACAACAGCAAUAUCAGCCCCAGCAACAACAACAAUACCAACCCCAGCCGCAACAACAGUAUCAACAGCAACCUCAACAACAAUAUCGGGCUCAACAGGAAAAGGAACCUGAAGACUUUGACAGCAAUCCAUCAUACCAAUUCGGUUUCGAUGUGAAUGACGACCAGUUCACAAACUACCAGACCCGCAAGGAGCAAAGAGACGGUGGCGUCAUCAAGGGCUCCUACUCCGUCGUGGACAGCGAUGGUUUUAUCAGAACUGUCACCUAUACUGCUGACCCGAAGGAAGGAUUCAAAGCUGAGGUGUCUCGCCAGCCAACGGAUAUUGUGGUGAAGAUUCCAACUCCGAAGCCACAAUUGCAGCAAGAACAGCACAUUCAGCCUCAGCCUCAACAGCAACUCGCUCAUGCGCAGCCAAGACCGCAACCCAACCAACAGCAGUACUACAGAUACGAAUAACCUUUUACAAGACUGGUCGAUCGCUGAAUGAUGCUGGUAUUAGAUGUUUGUGAUAUAUGUAUUUAUUAUCUAUUCCGAAUUCUCAAUAUUCUGCCACAGUAUUAGCGUUUAAUAUAUGGAGGGUAAAGAGAACAAUAAAAUUAAGGACAUAAUAUACAAAAAAUAAUCCAAGUUGGCGCUACAGUAGCAAGUGGCGCUACAGUAUUAAGUGACCGCAAAAUUUAAAAUAAUAUUUCGUAUGUUGUAUUUUCUUAUAGUUUUCAUACAUUUUUUUAAUGAUAAUCUUUGAAAUUUAUAAUUAGUUGUUAAAUACUCUAGUCACUAAAAUAUAAAUUUUCUUUACUCAGCGCACUUCACUCUGUCAACAACGGCUAAAUUAAUUUCAUACACUCUUGCUACACUAACGCCAUUCUGGAGGGAUUGUGUACUUUUUUCUGUGUAUUCAUUGCUGAAACUGUUUCCUCAUAAAAGAUUGUUCUCCUUACCUCUGCCAUCUAUAGUUAGCCCCAAAUAUGUACGAAGGUGAAAUUAAUAAAAUUGUAAU